Molecule: messenger RNA, 1989 nt
Organism: Aspergillus brunneoviolaceus CBS 621.78
Lineage: Eukaryota; Fungi; Ascomycota; Eurotiomycetes; Eurotiales; Aspergillaceae
Gene: sac6
Product: fimbrin
Exons: 4
Coding region: 1-1989 (662 amino acids)
Biological process (GO): actin filament network formation; actin filament bundle assembly
Cellular component (GO): actin filament; actin filament bundle; cytoplasm
Molecular function (GO): calcium ion binding; actin filament binding
Source: RefSeq, a predicted model, not a curated record
AUGAACGUGCUCAAACUACAGAGGAAAUUCCCGCAAUUCGACCAGGCAGACAUCUUCUCCCUCCAAGAUGCGUUUCGGAAGCUGGAUGUCGACGACAGGGGCUAUCUCGACGAGGCCACUGUGAUCAAGGCAACGCAACAAACGGAACGGAAGCCUUAUGAUGUCGUACGCCAAGCCUUGAAAGAGGUCGAGUUGGACAGUUCCCGCCGCGUCGAACUGGAGGACUACGUCGAUGUUAGUAUCCUGAAAAGCACUUUCGUCAAUGAUGCUAACGCAAAUCGGCAGCUCAUCUCCAAAGUUCGCUUUGCAACAGCGCAAAAUCAGGCUGGUGGCCAUGGUCCCGCAGCAGUCAUACCAGGAAAUGUCACUGGGCAGUCCCGCCACGUCUCUAAGGGGAGCAUCGGUGGGAAAAUCCAUGUACAAGGCUCGUCUGCAAAUGUGACACACACUAUAAACGAAGAUGAGAGGACCGAAUUCACCAGGCAUAUCAAUGCUGUUCUCGCAGGGGACCCAGACAUCGGCCACUCUCUACCUUUUCCUACCGAUACCUUUGAGAUGUUCGAUAAAUGCAAGGACGGUUUAGUGCUAGCAAAGCUUAUCAAUGACAGCGUUCCAGACACGAUCGAUGAGCGUGUUCUUAACAAGCCUGGGAAGAGAACAAAGGAAUUGAACGCUUUCCACAUGACCGAGAAUAACAACAUCGUCAUCAACUCCGCCAAGGGAAUAGGGUGUUCAGUUGUCAACAUAGGAAGCGGCGAUAUAAUCGAAGUUCGUGAGCAUCUUAUUCUGGGCCUCAUUUGGCAAAUCAUUCGCCGAGGUCUCCUCGGAAAGAUUGACAUAAAACUGCAUCCGGAGCUUUACCGGCUGCUUGAAGAAGACGAAACAUUGGAGCAGUUCCUUCGCCUUCCUCCGGAGCAGAUAUUGCUACGUUGGUUCAACUAUCACUUGAAAAAUGCAAAGUGGGAUAGAAGAGUUACAAAUUUCUCAACCGAUGUGAAAGACGGGGAGAACUACACCAUACUACUCAAUCAAUUGGCGCCUGAGAUCUGCUCGAGGGAUCCCCUUCGAGUUCAAGAUUUGGUUCAACGUGCUGAACAUGUUCUGACAAAUGCGGAAAAGCUCGAUUGUCGAAAGUUCCUGACCCCUACUUCGUUGGUUGCAGGGAAUCCGAAGCUUAAUCUUGCAUUUGUGGCAAACUUGUUCAACACAAUUCCUGGUCUUGACCCGAUUACAGAAGAAGAGAAACUCGAGGUUGAGGACUUCGAUGCUGAGGGCGAACGAGAGGCCAGAGUUUUCACUCUUUGGCUAAACUCCCUCGACGUACAGCCUUCUGUCAACUCACUGUUCGAUGACCUACGCGAUGGAACCAUCCUGCUACAGGCGUAUGAUAAGGUAAUUUCUGGCAGUGUGAACUGGAAACAUGUCAACAAGCCUCCGACGUCUGGCGGAGAAAUGAUGCGGUUCAAGGCAGUCGAGAACACCAAUUAUGCAAUCGAGCUUGGUAAACACAUUGGUUUCUCCCUUGUCGGUGUGCAAGGAGCGGAUAUUACCGAUGGCCAAAGGACUCUUACGUUGGGGCUGGUCUGGCAACUCAUGCGAAAAGAUAUCACUAUAACUCUCUCCGGCCUAGCACAACGGAUGGGCAAACGCGAGAUGACUGAUGCAGAGAUGAUAAAAUGGGCAAAUGAGAUGUCCCGAAGGGGAGGAAGAACUACGACAAUUCGCAGUUUCAAGGAUCCGUCUAUUGGAUCCGGUAUCUUCUUACUUGAUGUGCUUAAUGGCAUGAAGAGCAGUUACGUUGACUAUGAGCUCGUGACGCCUGGCCGGAGCGAGGAGGAGGCCUAUGCCAACGCUAAGUUGAGUAUUAGCAUAGCACGAAAGCUCGGGGCGACGAUUUGGCUGGUCCCCGAAGAUAUUUGUCAAGUUCGAUCUCGCCUAGUUACCACUUUCAUUGGUUCGCUCAUGGCUACAUACGAGAAAAUGCAAUAG